Molecule: messenger RNA, 1061 nt
Organism: Oreochromis aureus
Lineage: Eukaryota; Metazoa; Chordata; Actinopteri; Cichliformes; Cichlidae
Product: NLR family CARD domain-containing protein 3-like
Exons: 4
Coding region: 116-874 (252 amino acids)
Source: RefSeq, a predicted model, not a curated record
CUCGGUGUACUCAGGAGUUUGUACAGAGAUCUUCAAAAGAGAGUGUGUGAUCUUCCAGAAACCAGUCUACUGCUUUGUUCAUCUGAGCAUUCAGGAGUUUCUGGCUGCAGUCUACAUGUUCCACUGUCACACCAACAGGAAGACAAAGGUGCUGAGGGACUUCUUUGGGAAAAAAUAUAAAGAGUCCUCUUUGGAUGUGUUUCUCAAGAGAGUCAUGGAGAAAUCCCUCCAGAGUAAAAAUGGCCACCUGGACCUGUUUGUUCGCUUCCUUCAUGGCCUCUGUCUGGAGUCCAACCAGAGACUCUUAGUAGGUCUGCUGGGUCAGACAAAGAUCAGUCCAGGAACCAUCCAGAGAGUCAUCAACAAACUGAAGAAGAUGAACAGUGAUGAAAUCUCUCCUGACAGAAGCAUCAACAUCUUCCACUGUCUGAUGGAGAUGAACCACCUCUCAUUAUUUCAGGAGAUCCAAGAGUUCCUGAAGUCAGAGAACAGAUCAGAGGAACUCUCUGAGAUCCAGUGCUCAGCUCUGGCCUUCAUGCUGCAGAUGUCAGAGGAGGUUCUGGAUGAGUUGGACCUGCAGAAAUACAAAACAUCAGUGCAGGGACGACAGAGACUGAUUCCAGCUGUGAGGAACUGCAGAAAGGCUGGACUGACUCAGUGUGGACUCUCAGAGUCUCACUGUGAAGUUGUGGCCUCAGCUCUGAAGUCCAACCCCUCCCAUCUGACACAGCUGCACAUGAGUAACAACUACAACCUGCAGGAUUCAGGUGUGAAGCUUCUGUGUGCUGGACUGGAGAGUCCAAACUGUCGACUGGAGACUCUGAGGACUGUGGUUUGUCAAAGAUCAGCUGUGAUUAUCUGGCAGCAGCACUGAAGUCCAACCCCUCCCAUCUGAGAGAGCUUGAGCUGCACGGAAACAACCUGAAGGAUCCAUAUGUGAAACAGCUGUCUGAUCUUCAGCAGAGUCCAGACUACAGACUGGAGAAACUGGGGUGGUGAUGAUGGUAAACAGGACGGUGUGUGUGCUGAGAGAGGAGCAGCUGUGUCCUGAUGAUCCAGAG